This is a messenger RNA of Cajanus cajan (pigeon pea), 2164 nucleotides long. RefSeq names its product conserved oligomeric Golgi complex component-related / COG complex component-like protein. Gene Ontology annotation, biological process: intra-Golgi vesicle-mediated transport. Lineage: Eukaryota; Viridiplantae; Streptophyta; Magnoliopsida; Fabales; Fabaceae. Gene Ontology annotation, cellular component: COG complex. The record is from RefSeq and is a predicted model, not a curated record.
UUAAAUCCGUAGCAAACGAACGCCAUUACCGAACGUAGAAAACUUAAAUCCGUUGGAAUUAACAGACUAAGAUGAUAGUCAUUUCCGCACAUCGGAACAGAGAUGAGAGGAAAGGUUAGAGCGUGAGCGGAUCCAGAUCUGAUCUGAGUUGAAAACCACCGCGAUUCGAUUUGCGUUGCGGAGAAUGGAGUCUGCAUCGGAAUCGGAGAUGGCGCUUCCUCUUCCCCUUGCGUCGGAGUCACAGCAACCCUACGUCUCCGAGCUUCUUUCCUUCACGCUCGAUCGCCUCCACAAGGAACCCGAACUCCUCCGCGUCGAUGCCGACCGCAUUCGCCGCCAAAUGCAAGAGGUUGCCGUCGGGAAUUACCGCUCAUUCAUCGCCGCCGCCGACGCCUUAAUCGCCAUUCGCAAGGAAGUCUCCUCUAUUGACAACCACCUUGAAUCUCUGAUAAAUGAGAUCCCAAAGCUUACAUCUGGAUGCACUGAGUUCAUAGAUUCUGCCGAGCAGAUUUUGGAGAAGAGGAAGAUGAACCAAACAAUGCUAUCUAAUCACAGUACUUUGCUUGACUUGCUAGAAAUUCCUCAACUCAUGGACACAUGUGUACGAAAUGGGAAUUAUGAUGAAGCCCUAGAUUUGGAAGCAUUUGUAGGCAAACUUUCAACCAUGCAUCCGAAGUUACCAGUAAUUCAAGCUUUGGCCACAGAAGUUAGGCUGACUACCCAAUCACUUCUUUCUCAGCUUCUACAGAAACUUCGCUCAAAUAUUCAGUUACCUGAAUGCCUCCGCAUUAUUGGAUAUUUACGGCGAAUAGGAGUAUUUAGUGAGUAUGGAAUGCGUUUGCUGUUCUUAAGAUGCCGAGAGGCAUGGCUUACUGGUAUACUUGAGGAUCUGGACCAGGCAAAUCCGUAUGAAUACUUAAAAGGGAUGAUAAACUGUCACAGAAUGCAUCUUUUUGAUGUUGUUAAUCAAUAUCGAGCAAUAUUUGCCGACGAUACAUCAGGAAGUGAGGAAAAUUAUGAUGGUGGCCUUCUUUUUAGUUGGGCAAUGCACCAAAUUACCUCACACUUACAAACUUUGAAAAUUAUGCUUCCAAAGAUAACUGAAGGUGGAUCACUGUCAAAUAUUUUGGAUCAGUGCAUGUACUGUGCUAUGGGACUUGGUUGGGUUGGACUUGAUUUUCGAGGCUUGCUCCCAUCACUUUUUGAAGAAGCUGUUCUCAACUUAUUCUCCAAAAAUAUGAGUACUGCAGUAGAGAAUUUUCAGUUGGUGUUGGAUUCACAUCGGUGGGUUCCCCUGCCAGCAGUUGGCUUUUCUUCAAACACUAUUGGUGAUGAAAGUCUCGAGGAUAUUACUCCACCCUCAAAUUUGAUGGAGCAUCCACCUCUUGCCGUUUUUAUUAAUGGUGUAUCUGCAGCAAUGAAUGAGCUACGUCCAUGUGCCCCAAUAAGUCUAAAACAUGUCCUUGCCCAAGAACUGAUUAAAGGAUUACGGACCGUUUCUGAUUCGUUGUUGCUGUACAAUACAACUCGGGUGCUAAGAACUAACGAGUCAGGACUUUUCCUCUCACUCUGCCGGGCAUUUAUCGAGGUUGCUUACCCUCAUUGUGCAACUUGUUUCGGGCGUUGCUAUCCGGGUGGAGCAACUCUUGUUAUGGAUGCAAAGAAUGUUUAUGAUGGAAUCAGCCGCCUAUUAGAAACCUCCUCUGCAAGAGAACUCCCAAAACCGGUGAACAUUGGAGAAUCGAAGAGCAUAGCUGAGAAUGGCGAGGUGCCAAAAUUGGAAAAUGGAGAAACAUCUGAUGCCAAAGAAUCUGAAGCCAUCAAUGGUGAUGAGGUGAUUGAAGUCCCUACUACUUCGCAGACAGAUCAGGAAGAAACUAAUGUUGAGAAGCCGCUUGAAGAAUGACAUUUAGAGAUGAUCAAAGUUUUUAUUUUUUAUUUUUGAUAUUGAAUCCUGUUUCAGUGUUUAUAUUUUGGUCCCGUUCGUAAUAUUCUUAGACGAGUGGCCUCAGCUGUAAUUAUAUUAUCGAAUUACUUAUGAAUAGGGCGUAGAAAGCAUUAAUUGUUAGAAGACCAAAGAGAAUUUUGGCAGAUUACUUGUAGAGAUCAGUUUUGAUUUUCCAGGGAUAAUUUCUUCAUAUAUUGCAGAUAUACAUUGUACGUU